CUGAAGUUAAAGCUAGCAGAAUUGCCGAAUCAAUUCCCAAAGAUAAUAUAGUUGAGAUAUAUUUUGAGCAUCUGGACUAUUACUUUGAAAUGGCAGAGAUAGAACUUGAGAAUGAAGAUCAAACAAUCAACAUUGAAAAUAUGCAACAAAAUGUUGGAAUUACUGAGAAACUGGUUGAAACGUCAAACUCGUCUAGUAGUGAUGAGUUUGAUGAUUCUGAAAAUGAACUAUCAGAUUUCAAUCCAAUGCUUGAUAAGGGAGUUACUGGAAAACAACGCGUUGAAGGUUUUAGUGCCGAGGUUCAAAAGAAGUUGUCAAAUGAAGAAGGGGAUUCUGAUUGCGUGAAUUCUUCGGACACUUUAAGCUUGGAUAGUGAUUCAGACAAUGAGAGUUUUGAUUUUCCUAAGUACAAUCCUAAAACUGAUGAGAAGAAUCCUGUACUUGCUCUUGAAUAUACAUUUGGAAACAAAAAAGAGUUUAAGUAUGCCGUGGAAACUCACGAAAUACAAGCUGGAAAGUAUAUCAAGUGGUGCAAAAAUGACAAGAUAAGAAUAAGAGGUAAGUGCAUACAUCCGACUUGUGAGUGGGAAAUUAUGGCAUCAAGAAUGCACAGGGACAAGGGAUUUCAAAUAAAAACUUACAACCCUGAGCAUAGUUGUAAAAAUUGGUAUCAUCGUAAUAAGACGAUCACAUCUUCUUUUAUUGCAAGGAGAUAUCUGGAUACCAUCAGUUCAAACAGGGAUCUGAAAGUUUCUAAAUUCAGAGAUACAAUUAGUCGGCAACUUAAAGCUCAUAUUAGUUUACCUCAAGCUAGAAGGGCUAAAAGAAAGGCCAUCGCGUUGCUUGAUGGUGAUAUUAAAGAUCAAUUUGCUAUGAUGUGGGACUACAUCGAUGAGCUUGAAAGGACAAAUCCAGGUAGUUCGAUUCAUGUGAAAUUAACAGAAAAUGAAAUAGCUAACAAGCCAUAUAUAUUUCAGAGAAUUUAUAUAUGCUUUGCUGCUUGUAAGGAAGGCUUCAAGGCCUGUUGUAGAAAGAUAGUUGGUGUAGAUGGUUGUUGGUUAAAGGGCCCGAUGUAUGGAACUCAAUUGUUAACAGCAGUUGGGCUUGAUGCUAAUAAUAACAUAUUCCCAAUCGCAUAUGCAGUUGUUGAAAAGGAAACACGGGAUACGUGGUCAUGGUUUUUGAACUACUUGUCUAUUGAUUUGGAUAUUGAUGAUCAUGGUGGUUGGACUUUCAUGUCAGAUAAGCAAAAAGGUCUUCUUGAAGCAUUUAACGAUGUGUUGCCAUUCGUCAGUCAUAGAUUCUGCGUGAGACACCUCUAUGGCAAUUUUAGGAGGGCUGGCUUUAGUGGUUUCUCCUUAAGGAAUGCACUUUGGGCUGCUGCAAAGUCUACGACGGUGAAGUUCUUUCAUGAUCGCAUGUCUGACCUUUUAAAUUUAGAUGCAGAUGUUGUUUCUUGGUUAAAUGACAAACCACCAAGUGAAUGGUCUAGAUCUCACUUCAAUCCAAAUGCUAAGUGUGAUAUCUUGUUGAAUAACAUGUGUGAAUCCUUUAAUAGCAUGAUACUUGAGGCCCGAGACAAGCCCAUUAUAACAUUGUUAGAGAAAUUAAGAUACAUAUUGAUGGCUCGGAUACAAGCUAACAGGGAUAAAGGAGAAAAAUGGAAUUUGGGUGAUGUUUGCCCUAGAAUCAAGGAUAUUUUACACAAAAAUGAGGCGGCAGCAGCUGCGUUUAUUCCUCAAAAAUCAAAUAAGUGGAAUUAUGAAAUCCUUGGAGAGAGCAUGGAUGAUAAUUGGGCAGUGGACCUACAUAACAAAACAUGUAGUUGUAGGAAGUGGACGAUAACAGGAUAUCCUUGCAAGCAUGCCAUUUCAGCAAUUUGGGCUAAAAAUGAUGAGGUAAUUAAAUACGUCGAUGACUACUACAUGGUGGAAACAUAUAGGAGAAUUUAUGAAUAUGCUAUUCUUCCAAUUAAUGGAUCACAGUUGUGGCCUAAAUCUUGUAAGAUUCCUCCUUUGCCUCCAAAGAAUGUGAAACAGAAGAGAGGAAGAAAGCAAAAAUUGAGGAAAAAGGAAUAUGGUGAAGCUGGAGCGAGCAGAACAAGGAUGAAGAGGAAGCAAACAACUAUUGAAUGUAGCAUUUGUCAUAAGCCUGGUCACAACAAGAGAACUUGCAAGUUUAGCUAUGUGGAAACAGAAACUUACCUAAAUGAACCAGUCUUGUGGCAAUCAACUACAUCAUCACAUCCUGAAAAAUUGCCGGUUAGAAGAGGAGAAUUAAAUGAGGUUAGAACAGGAGAAGUAGAACAGGUUAGUUCUCACUACUAUUGAAGACAUUCUACUGUUGGAAUUCUUAGAUGCUGUGUCGUGGACAUUGUUCUAGUCACAUUUGCUGCUGUUUAGGAAGCGUCGAAGAUUUUGAAGCAGGGAUGCUGUUUAGUCAUAUUUUUUGUUGUUUCUAGUCAUAUACAAUAUGUAGUUCAUGUUUUGAGCAAAUUGCUAUAACUAUGUUUCAAUACUUUAAUGCAUCAUGUAAUUUUAGAACUGAUUACAAAUUGCAGAAAUUUUUUCUUA
Molecule: messenger RNA, 2573 nt
Organism: Nicotiana attenuata
Lineage: Eukaryota; Viridiplantae; Streptophyta; Magnoliopsida; Solanales; Solanaceae
Exons: 4
Coding region: 90-2330 (746 amino acids)
Biological process (GO): DNA transposition
Molecular function (GO): zinc ion binding; DNA binding; transposase activity
Source: RefSeq, a predicted model, not a curated record